Messenger RNA from Pseudo-nitzschia multistriata, 1656 nucleotides. Lineage: Eukaryota; Bacillariophyta; Bacillariophyceae; Bacillariales; Bacillariaceae. The record is from the annotation of a GenBank genome assembly.
CUCUACCGUACGUACGUAUGUCAAGAAGUAAAACAAUCAAAACUCGCCCUAGCAGAUGGAAAAUACGAAUCCAUUUGAAAAGCAGGUGUGCCGAAUCCAAGGUCCUCACCCAAAAAGUGUUCCUAUUGGCAUUCACAUCCCAAGGUCGCACAACGACGAAGUGUUGACGAACAGAAUCCAUAUUGCACGUUACCUCCGAUCGGACCAUUAUGACGGGUGCGUUUUUUUCUUUCCCGUCCUUUUUCCUGUUGCUGUUGGCAGUGUUGUUGGUCAGUUCGCCGCAUGCGCACACUGCCUCCGCAUUUUCGCUGAACAAAUGGAGUACUGCCACCCGUAGCAGAAACAUAUGCUUGAAUGGAUCCACGGACACCCAACGGGACGAGUCGUCAUCGACGAAACCAACACAAAAAGACAACAAGGCCAUGGCCUUUCUGAAAAAGAUCGGCAAGGUCGGGGGCACCAAGGUCGACUAUACGAACGCAGUAGGGGUCGACGAGGGGAGCGGCGGGGCGAAGGUGUGUUCCUCCAACGCCUCCAAGGUCGACCACGACACAGCGCUCAAAAAAGCCCGACAUGCCUACCGUUCGUGCACCGAGUCUGGAAGCAUCGACGACUUGUCGGAAACCUUUCCGAUCACAUCGUCGGGAACGCAGUGGGCAGGGGUAACGGACAAAUCGGUGGGCGGCAAGUCCUCUGGCACACUGGUGCGGAAGUCCUUUGAGGGGAGGGUCUCAAACGUGCUGGAUGCGAGCAUCAGUUUGGACCAGGACGGGGUUGGCUUUGUCCAAAUGGUGACGGACCUGGCCCUGGAUCCUGCAGUUUCCAAUACAGUCGAUGCCUCGGACUAUGACGGCGUCGAGCUCGACGUUUUUUACAAGGGCGAUGCCGGAGAGGAGCGUUUCAACGUGCAGUAAGUACAAUAAUGCAUUUCGAUGUGGUGAUGACUGUUCAGAUGAUCGAAACAUUUAUCUCUGCUAUGUAAGGUGCACUCCUCAUCGGAUUCAUUCCCAUUGCAUUCCUUAUCUCUUUCCCCGCUGCAUUCCAUCGCAUUUCGUACAACGCACCACAGCCUGAAAGAUUCCCACUGCACGCGGCAGUUUUCGUCCUAUCGAGCUACCUUUGCCGUGCCGGAGGGAGAUUGGACCACGGUGAAGCUUCCAUGGGAAGUCUUUGAGGGAUUUGGGUGGGGCGCCGUGGAACACAACCUCGACCGCUCGGCCCUCCGCCGACUGGGAAUCGUUGCCAUCGGGAAAGAAAUGGACGUCACCCUGGCGCUGUCCGGAAUUCGAUUCCUCCCGAAGCAGAAUUGAGACACGAAACGCUGGAAUUGUUCAUUUUUCAGUACGCAGAAGUUGGUCUUGUAUUGAAAUAAGCCAGGAACCAUGUUCUUCUCCUGGGAAGUAUGGUGGAAUAUUUUGUGCAAAAGUGCAAGCACUGGGUUAUACGGAACGAAACAAUCUUUAUUGAGUUUCUAUUGAAAAUUUGUUGGGCCGAAGCCUAUUACCAUCUAGCAUUACACUACGGCAUACCCCACGUCGACUCGGUACAUAAAAUAGAUCUCCGCUUGUCACGGAACGGAAAUGCUUGCCUGCGUUUUCCUUAUUAUGUAGGACAAUAACAAGAGACGAAUUGGUCGAUUAAAGAACACAACUUGUA